Lepisosteus oculatus (spotted gar) is the source of this 2264-nucleotide messenger RNA. It is a transcript of the gene ucp1, whose product is annotated as uncoupling protein 1. Lineage: Eukaryota; Metazoa; Chordata; Actinopteri; Semionotiformes; Lepisosteidae. The record is from RefSeq and is a predicted model, not a curated record. Gene Ontology annotation, biological process: adaptive thermogenesis; response to cold; mitochondrial transmembrane transport. Gene Ontology annotation, molecular function: oxidative phosphorylation uncoupler activity.
UCUGUCUUUCACUUUAUAUCAGGCUCUAAGGGGCGAUUUCCGUAGGACAUUACAGACCUCUUACAAAUUGGAAGAGCUCCCUGAAUCCUUAAUCAGCAACCCACUGGACAUAAUAGGCUCCAAAGAUGGUUGGAUUGAAGCCCUCAGAUAUCCCUCCAACGCAAGGUGUGAAGUUCCUGAGUGCCGGAACAGCAGCCUGUAUAGCAGACCUGUUCACUUUCCCCUUGGACACGGCCAAAGUUAGAUUACAGAUCCAAGGAGAGAAAGCGGCUGCCGACGCAGUGAAAAAUAUCAGAUACAGAGGCGUGUUUGGAACCAUAGCCACCAUGGUGAAAACAGAAGGCCCAAAGAGUCUCUACAACGGACUUGUCGCAGGUCUUCAGAGGCAGAUGAGCUUUGCUUCAAUCCGGAUUGGUCUCUAUGACACGGUCAAACAGUUCUACACAGCUGGAAAAGACAAUCCUGGCAUUGGCGUCCGGAUCCUGGCAGGCUGCACCACAGGGGCCAUGGCAGUGUCGAUAGCACAGCCCACAGAUGUGGUGAAGGUCAGGUUUCAAGCCCAGAUGAACCUCAAAGGUGUGGAGAGGAGAUACAGUGGCACCCUGCAGGCGUACCGACAAAUCUUCCGUCAGGAAGGGCUGAGAGGACUAUGGAAAGGCACAUUACCAAAUAUCACCAGGAAUGCUUUAGUCAACUGCACAGAACUAGUAACUUAUGACAUCAUUAAGGAGGCCAUUCUGAACCAUCAAUUGAUGUCAGAUAAUCUGCCCUGUCACUUUGUAUCGGCUUUUGGAGCUGGGUUCUGCACCACAGUCAUUGCGUCCCCAGUUGAUGUUGUGAAGACCCGGUACAUGAACUCCCCACCAGGACAGUACAAGAGUGCUUUGAACUGUGCUUGGACCAUGCUCACUAAGGAGGGGCCAACAGCAUUUUAUAAAGGAUUUGUUCCCUCGUUCCUAAGGCUGGGUUCCUGGAAUGUUGUGAUGUUUGUUUCCUAUGAGCAGCUGAAAAGGGCAAUGAUGAUGUCCAAACAGUCUAUGGAAAUUGCUGCAUAGUCUGCCUGGUCACUUUUGAAGACACUAUCCCCCAUUAGGAUUACAUUAGUAAAAAAUAUAUAUCUAAUGGACCAAUAAUCCUAUACAAUUUUGUGCCUUGAAAAGAAGAGAAUUCAGGAUUCAAAAGAGAACCCAGUACUUCAUUACCACCAAGAUAGAGUACAUUACUACACCUUUGUGUUAAUUUCCCUCUUUCAGGGCCCGAAGUUGGUUAUUUAAUUACCGAUGGUAAUUAGUCCUUUGUAAAAAGGGAAUGACGGGAGUGCAUCUUAAUGUAUGCAUUAACCAAAUGUAAUUAGCCACAAGUGGCUGAAAUGAACCAUAAACUCCUAGAUAAAAAAAAAUAAUCCGGGGAAGUCAGAAAUAGUUUUCUCCUCUAUUUAUAUUAUUGUAUAGAGCUUCCCAACAUGUUUUCUUCUGUAAAAUAUGUUUUAACAGAGCUGAAGUACAAUUCUGUGUUUUGAGAAUAUACUGUGUGACUGUGAAUCAUACUGUAUCAGUCUAGAACGUCUCAUUUAUGCCAAUUUUGUUUCACUUUCUUUUUCAAAAUUAUCUUACUUGCACCAGAAUUUUCUUAAAUGGGGUUAAUGGAAUACGACACUGAUUUCCUAACUUUCAGCAGUUAAGAGCUGAGCAGAGAUUCCUGACUUCUGCAGGCUGGCUCAAUGCACCCCAGGAGAUUAAAGUUAGGCACUGAGUUAUCCAGCCUACAGCACAACAAAUGAAAGCAUUUAUAAUGGCACGUAAAAAUGUGUCAAUGAAAUAUUUACCAUUGUUGGACCUUCUGGAAAAAAUCCAUAUUUAUAUUGUAUUAAACUAUAAUAAAGUAUAACUUUUUAAUAUAAAUUUUCUUUAUAUUAUACAUGUUAUAUUCAAAUCACUUCUGGAUUUUACUUUUGUGGUUACAGUUGUUGUUAAGUCGAACUCCAAAACAGCACAAAACCUGUCAUUUUGACCACAGAAUAUAUCAUUUUACUUUAUUAAAGAAUAACCAAAACGUAAAUUUAUAUCUGUGUAUGUCACCCGUUUGUAAAACAUUGGAUUCCACUAGCAAUACUGACACAUCAUUUCUAACAAUGGAGUGCCCUCUAGCAUACAGAAGGUGCAUGACAGUUUAAGGGAAUGGUAUAGCAUAGCACAAUGACUUGGCAUUUAUUGCACACGGUGUUUUGCAAGAAGAGAGAAUAAAAGUCUGUGGCUAUAUUUGCA